Messenger RNA from Zingiber officinale, 2078 nucleotides. RefSeq names its product 3-ketoacyl-CoA synthase 20-like. The transcript is spliced from 2 exons. The record is from RefSeq and is a predicted model, not a curated record. Gene Ontology annotation, biological process: fatty acid biosynthetic process. Gene Ontology annotation, cellular component: membrane. Gene Ontology annotation, molecular function: acyltransferase activity, transferring groups other than amino-acyl groups. Lineage: Eukaryota; Viridiplantae; Streptophyta; Magnoliopsida; Zingiberales; Zingiberaceae. The coding region runs from base 427 to 1881 and encodes 484 amino acids.
CUCGACAAAUCACACCUCAAACAAGAGUAACUUGAGAAUUCGAGAGUCGAGACCACCUUUUCGUCUGUUUGCUCUAUAGCACUAACAGGAAUCUUUAAUGAAGGAUGGAAUUGCUGCAUUGUUACGUCAUGUUCAGUCUUCACCGCAAGCAAUCACCGGCAGGUUAUGCAGAUACAACGAAGGUGUGAGAAGCCAGACGCUUUCGUUGCCCAACUAGCUAUAGCAACCUUAAUUGCCUUCUCAAUAAAAAGUUCGUUGGGGUGGUUGCAUCUCCUCAACCCACUCAUCACGUACCAUCUUAAAUUCUUUCCUUCCUGCAAUCUUCCAAUCCUUCUAUUAAUUUCCCUGUCGAGAUUUUGAUCUCACUACUAUCCGUCUGUAGUUUUCUCUGUUUCUCACGGGCAUAUCGUAGAACACACUGUGAACAUGAAGCAUUUCAAACUGGGUUUUCGCUGCAUCACCAACGCCCUCUAUUCGAUGCUUCUCUCCUUUCUCCCUACUCUGUCGUCGCGCCUCUCGACCUCCAAUCUGCGGUUGAUGUGGGACGGCAGUCUCCGACUCAAUCCGCAAUACCUGGCGCUCUGCUCCGCGCUGCUCGCGCUGUCGACGGCGCUCUACUUCAUGAAGCGGCCGCGGCCAGUGUACCUUCUCGACUUCGCCUGCGUGAAGCCCGAGGCCGCGGGCCAGUGCGCGCGGGAGCGGUUCGUGAAGCAGUCGGUGGCCGCGGGGUUCUUCACGGAGGAGAACCUCGCGUUCCAGAAGAAGAUCCUGGAGCGGUCGGGGCUGGGUCAGGCCACCUACUUCCCGGAGGCGCUGUUGACGACACCGCCGAAGCCGUGCGUGGCGGAGGCGAGGAAGGAGGCAGAGAUGGUCAUGUUCGGGGCCAUCGACGAUCUCCUGGCGAAGACAGGGGUGAAGCCGAGGGAUAUAGGGAUCCUGGUGGUGAACUGCAGCCUGUUCAACCCGACGCCGUCGCUCUCGGCCAUGGUGGUGAACCGAUACAAGCUCAGAGGGAAUAUUGCCAGCUACAACCUCGGCGGAAUGGGUUGCAGCGCCGGACUCAUCUCCAUCGACCUCGCCAAACAACUGCUCCAAGUCCGCCGGAAUAGCUACGCGUUGGUGAUUAGCAUGGAGAACAUUACCCUGAAUUGGUACAUGGGCAACAACCGCUCGAUGUUGGUGUCCAACUGCAUCUUCCGCGUGGGCGGCGCGGCUAUCCUGCUCACCAACUGCCGCUCAGAGCGCCGCCGAGCCAAGUACCAGCUUAUCCACACCGUGCGGACCCACAAGGGCUCCGACGCGCAGUCCUACGGCUGCGUCUUCCAGGAAGAGGACGGCGGCGGCAAGGUCGGCGUGGCGCUAUCCAAGGACCUCAUGGCGGUCGCGGGCGAGGCGCUGAGGGCCAACAUCACCACGCUCGGCCCGCUGGUGCUCCCCAUAUCGGAGCAGCUCAUCUUCUUCGCCUCACUGGUGCUGCGCAAGGUGUUCAAGUUGAGGCGGGUGCGUCCCUACCUGCCGGACUUCAAGAAGGCGUUCGAGCACUUCUGCAUCCACGCCGGCGGGAGGGCGGUGCUGGACACUCUGGAGAGCAACCUGGGGCUGAGCCCGUGGCACAUGGAACCGUCGCGGAUGACGCUGUACCGGUUCGGCAACACGUCGAGCAGCUCGCUAUGGUACGAACUGGCGUACGCGGAGAUGAAGGGGAGGAUGAGGAAGGGCGACAGGACGUGGCAGAUCGCGUUCGGGUCCGGGUUCAAGUGCAACAGUGCGGUGUGGCGCGCGCUGAGGACCAUCGAUCCCGCCGCCGAGAGGAACCCGUGGACCGACGAAAUCAAUCAGUUCCCCGUCGAUGUGCCGAAGGUGGAAGUGGUGAAGGAAUGAUCAUAAUUCAUCGACGGCGUGCCAGUCUCGAAGCUCAUGAUCAGUCCAUAUCGUCUUCCGCUUUCAUGUUACUUAAAUUGGUACUGUACAAGCUGCCCCGUUUAAGCGAUCGAGGGCAUAUGUACAGACUUAUCAGAUUCGUUUAUUUAAGAGAAGCAAGAUGACUACUGCUGUAUGGAUGGCAGUUUCAGUCCGUA